AUGUCUAUGGCUCAGCCCAGAAUUUGUGAUACGCUCGUGGCACACGAGAAGUCGAAUGCUCUGGAAGAGCUGGAACAUGUGCAUCCAUCUAAUUCCUCGCCACUUCCUCCAGAGUCUGACCCUCCAGAUGGCGGGUUUUGGGCGUGGGCAACUGUUUUCGGGUGUUUUUUGAUACAGUUUUGUGGUUUUGGGUUCGUUCUGGCACCAUUCCUUCGAGACGAUAUUUCACAGCACUUUGACAGAUAUGUAUCAUCAUUUGGAGUGUAUCAAGAUUUUUACACGCGGAUUUACCUGGCCAAUCAACCACCGUCCGCAAUAUCAUGGAUUGGUGCAUUGACCUCGUUCCUGGCAGAUAGUGUCACCUUGAUCUCAGGACCGCUGUACGACAGAGGAUGGUUCUAUCAAUUGAUGAUUGUGGGCUCGGCCCUCCAGUCAAUAUCCUUGUUCGCGUUAUCUCUCGCAAAGCCUGGUCAGUUCUACCUUAUUUUCAUUGUCCAAGGUAUCCUUUCGGGGAUUGGGAUGGGUCUAACAUAUGGUCCCUGCAUGGCGGUUAUCUCUCAGCACUUCUCCAAGAGACGCACGUUGGUGAUGUCUCUUGUCGCGUCCGGUUCACCAAUGGGUGCCGUUGUUCAUCCGAUCAUGCUGAACCAUCUUUUAAACGGUACUGUUGGCUUUGAGCGAGGUGUCCGUGCCAGUGCAGGUUUUGUUAGUGCCCUAUUGUUGAUAUCUUGCCUAUCCAUGCGCACGAGAGCACUCUCCAUGCCAAAACCGACCACAAGCUAUAAUGCAGCUGUGCGAAAAUGCUCUCGAGAUGUUUUCUUCAUCCUCAUAACCGCCGGGUCAACAAUAUUUCAGAUCGGGUAUUACUUCCCUAUAUUUUAUUUGCAACUUGACUCUAUCAAACAUGGGAUCGACGUCCAUUUCUCGUUCUAUUCUCUUGUGAUCAUGAAUGCUGCUUGUGUCGUGGGCCGCUGCACAGCAGGAAUAAUUGCAGCGUACACAGGGGCAUUAAACUUCACGAUGGUAUCCACUCUCGCAUGCAGUGCCCUGAUCAUUUGCAUGAUAGCGCUGAGCGACGUAGCAGGUGUGGUUGUAUUAGGGCUUGGAUAUGGUUACUUUUCUGGAGUUUAUGUUGCGUUGAUGGUACCGUUGGUGACUGUGUUUACGCACGACUUGUCCGAGCUAGGAGCGCGAUUCGGGAUAUGUUUUGCUUUCACUGCCUUUGGUGGAUUACUCGGCGGCCCAAUAUCAGGCGCUUUGCUUUCCUCUCAAUACAGGUGGUGGAUAGCAUCGCUCUUCAGUGGGCUCAUCUGUUUUGUCGGAAGCUCCAUGUUUGUGGUGAUGCGCUUGAUGAUAUACCGCAGACGAAAAACGGAAGAGACACUUGCCACCCACAACGCGCUGAAAUGAGGUGAACUACGUGUUCUAUGAGCACUUUUCUUUCGGGUCGAUAUAUGUGUUUGUUUGUUCAACAUACUCGCCCUUGUGCUGUCGGUGGCACCAGGAUGUUAUAGUGUACACCUACGCGCAUUUUUGAUACAUGGGUUGUAUACGUAUUUGCCACUGUAUAAGCUAUUUGCCGUCAUGCCGAGUGCGAUUUUUCAUAGUCCGCUAUAUUUAUUGUUGUAUAUCCUAUA
This is a messenger RNA of Suillus fuscotomentosus, 1637 nucleotides long. Its product is annotated as major facilitator superfamily domain-containing protein. Gene Ontology annotation, biological process: transmembrane transport. The coding region runs from base 1 to 1410 and encodes 469 amino acids. Lineage: Eukaryota; Fungi; Basidiomycota; Agaricomycetes; Boletales; Suillaceae. The transcript has 13 exons. Gene Ontology annotation, molecular function: transmembrane transporter activity. The record is from RefSeq and is a predicted model, not a curated record. Gene Ontology annotation, cellular component: fungal-type vacuole membrane.